Molecule: messenger RNA, 774 nt
Organism: Pelobates cultripes (western spadefoot toad)
Lineage: Eukaryota; Metazoa; Chordata; Amphibia; Anura; Pelobatidae
Source: the annotation of a GenBank genome assembly
AUGGCCCCUUCCCGGAUUGGCACGGGUACUGGGCGCUGUAGGCCAACAGACCAGCGGGUGGGCAGGGACAGCCGCACUCAGGAUAGGGAAGCCAGGCCCCCAAGGCGGCGUAGAGCCAGCGGGGGGGACAGGAGGGCUUCUAGCCAUCGCUCCAGGAGUAAUCGGUGGAGCAGGCAGCGCAGUAGCAGCGGGGAGUCUGUGGCUGGGCGCUGCUGUGACUCACCCGUUAGGGGAUCAUCCUUACAGGGGAGUGCCUCCAGGUCAGUUAGCGGGGGCUCCCCCGACAGGCGGUGCAGAAGAUUUUCGGGUGAUAGUUACGGCCGCAAGGUUCAGGAUGCCGGGAUUUGCUGGCCGCAUAGAGAAUCACCGGGUGAGGUCAGGGAGGAUCGGUGUUCUGAUGACGGCCUCCUCAGGUUUGCUUCUUCUGUUCACAGGUCAUUGGAUGUCGGGUCGGUGGGCCGAAGGAGGCCUCAGGACGGCGGGGAUUUCCAAACAGCUUCGUCAGGACCCUCACACGGCGGAGUUCGGGUAGCAGCCCCAGGAUCGGCGACACCACGGGGUUUGGCUGGUGAGUCCCACAGUACACCACACUCGGGAGACUUGUUAGAGGGCUUAAAAUCGUUUCUUACAUCGUGGAGUUCAGGUUCGGAUAGAGGGGCUUCCUUUAGCAAGGUUUGGUUGCCAGGGUCGUCGGGUCUGGGGACGGGGGAGAAACUAAUAACAGGACGGGCAGGGAGCAGUACAGGGGAGGUUAUGGCAGCGUCAUCGGCGUCG